AUGACCACGUCUCUGGCCCGCUUGCGCUGCCCUCAAUGGCGGCUACAAGCCCGAAUCCUCUACGUGCGGAGCUUCUCAGACGUUAAACGUCCCUCGUCCGCGCCAAAGCCCAUCGUGGACAUCAAGCACAUUCGGCAAAACCCGGAGCUCUAUGAAAACACAUGUCUGGAGCGCAACUACAAGCGCCAGGCGGCGCAUCCCGCAAGGAUCGGACGGCUGCAUGCCGAGUGGCAGCAGCUGCAGAAGGAUGGUCGUGCGCUGAGGGAGAGGUCCAACUUGCUGAGAAAAGAGCUGGCGAACUCGGCGACGAGCUCUGACGACGAGGACUUGAAGGAUGUGAAGCAGAUGAGCCGGGACAAGGUCCAGGAGGAGGCUCGCGCGCUCAAGAGCGAGCUGGUUGUGAUUGAGAAGAAGGAGGCCGAUGCGGUUGCGCAGAUGGAGGAGCUGGCGCUGGAGAUUCCCAACCUCACCAGCGCCGACACGCCGAGGGGGGACGAGGCCGAGGUCUUGAGCUACAUCAAUGAGCCGCCGAGCUUCGAGCAAGGGCCGGAGCAGCUCUGGAGGUCGCAUGUCCACAUUGGCGCCGAACUGGGCAUUCUCGACUUUGCCGGAGCGGCGACGGCAUCUGGCUGGGGCUGGUACUACCUGCUUGGCGAGGCAGCACAGCUUGAACAGGCUCUCAUCCAAUAUGCCCUCACCGUUGCUACCAAGCACGGAUGGACGCAGGUGUCGCCUCCCAGCAUGGUGUACAGCCACAUUGGCGCCGCGUGCGGCUUCCAGCCCCGAGACCAGAACGGCGAGCAGCAAGUCUACUCCAUUGCCCAGUCUCAGGCCGACAUCGACCGCGGAGUGCCUGAAAUGAGUCUUGCCGGGACGUCAGAGAUCCCCCUCGCCGGCAUGAAGGCCAUGUCCACCAUCGACGCCGUGGACCUGCCCCUGAAGCGAGUCGCCGUGUCGCGAUGCUACCGCGCCGAGGCCGGAGCCCGCGGCGCCGAGACAAAGGGCCUGUACCGCGUGCACGAGUUCUCCAAGGUCGAGAUGUUUGCGUGGACCAGCCCCGACGAGUUCGAGGCCCGCGAGGUCUUUGACGAGAUGCUCGACAUGCAGACCGAGAUCCUCUCGUCCCUGGGGCUCUACUGCCGCGUGCUCUCCAUGCCCUCCACCGACCUGGGCGCCUCGGCCACCCGCAAGAUCGACAUGGAGGCCUGGUUCCCGAGCCGCGAGCACCACAGCGGCGGCUGGGGCGAGGUCACCUCCGCCAGCCUGUGCACCGACUACCAGACGAGGCGCCUCGCCACGCGGCUCAAGACGAGCAGCGGCAGGCUGAGCUUCCCCUGGACGGCCAACGGCACGGCGCUGGCGGUGCCGAGGGUGCUGGCCGCGCUGCUGGAGAACGGGUGGGACGAGGAAGAAGGCACCGUGACUAUCCCUGAGUGUCUGCGGCCGUGGAUGGGCGGGCAGGAGAAGAUUGGGCCGUCUGCGCGGAGGAAGAAGGAUGGGAAUGCGGGUGAGAUGAUGGCAUAA
Messenger RNA from Trichoderma aggressivum f. europaeum, 1524 nucleotides. RefSeq lists its product as uncharacterized. The transcript has a single exon. Gene Ontology annotation, cellular component: mitochondrion. The record is from RefSeq and is a predicted model, not a curated record. Bases 1 to 1524 code for a protein of 507 amino acids. Lineage: Eukaryota; Fungi; Ascomycota; Sordariomycetes; Hypocreales; Hypocreaceae. Gene Ontology annotation, biological process: mitochondrial seryl-tRNA aminoacylation. Gene Ontology annotation, molecular function: ATP binding; tRNA binding; serine-tRNA ligase activity.